AUUGGUCGUAAGGAAAUGUCCAUUGGAAUAUAACACUGUAUAUAAUAAUUUGCUAAGGCUAGGUACAUUUGGUUGUAUUGGUCUUAGAAAUCGUUAAACUUAAUGACUAUUACGUGGGUUUCUAUGCGCGUGCAUAAAUCUGUCCCUGAUAGUAGUGAUUUAUUUUUGGAGUAUACUAAGAUGGCGCUAGGCUCUGCCCUCCGGCUUCAGCUGCGUUUAUGUAAAACUGCCCUGAUGUCGCCUCCUGUUGUUCUGCCUGCCUCCUGCUUCUCCAAACACCAGAAAACGCUGUAGAAGAAACACAGCCGCUGCGCAGCGGAGCAUAUUCGGCUUAAUCAUGACAUUAAUGCAUUUAUGACAGGGGCUGUUAUAUGUUUUUGUGUUUAUUUUUGAAGAUUAAAAGCCUUGUUUCUGCUUUAAUCCAUGAGGUAAGAGAAACUGAACCCUUAAAGGGUUUCUGCUGCACUGUCCAUAUGCACUGCAUGCUGUGUGCAACUAUUUAAAUACAACUAAACUUUAAAGAUUGACGAGUUUCUUGACAUUAUACGGCAGCUUUUUUUUUUGCAGAAAGCCCAACCGUUACCAGCUUGCUCAGAUUACUUCCGCCAUGCUUUAUAAUCCCGGAAGUCUACUGGUUUUUGCUUUGAUACGUCGACGCGUCCGCCAUCUUGGUCAGGGCAACACUCUCCUAGACUUGAGCACCAGAAACGGGACUUCAGACGUCACUAUGGCCAACACUCUGGGUACAGUUCCUCUAUCAGCUGAUCCAGUAUCUAUCAGAAUGAAGAGCAAGAAUUCUGAAGAAAAGCUGAAUGAAACAGACAAAAAUCUAUCAGAAUCAAGAGUUUAUAUUGGCGCUGCUUCCAGCAGAUGGAGAGAGUUGAGGGACAGGAGUCAUUUCCGAACGGAUGCUGAGUUGGCGUUAUUUCUGCUCGACUGGUAUGAAAAUCAACCCCUUACUUUCACACCAAGUCAGAUUGUUCCUGAUCGACCCAGACGGCUGCAUCCACCAUCUGCUGGCGCUGAACCAGUUAAUGACCAAGCCGAUAUGACAUCAGAAGCAGUCAUAAAGUACCUCUCCAGGAAGACGCCUCCUCCUGAUCCUCCUCCCUCACAGGUGUAUGAGGACGUCAAAACUGAGACCUCAGAUGGAGGGACGUCUGAAGUGACAGAAGUCUGUGUGAAGAAAGAGGAGACACUGGAGCUGGACAUCCACAAAUAUCAGGAAAACCUCGACCACACACCUGAAAAGAUUUGCUUUAAAGAGGAAGAUGCUGACCAUAAAGACCACAUGUAUUGUGAGGUUUGCAAAUCCGUCUUCUUCAACAAGUGUGAAGUUCAUGGCCCGCCUCUCUUCAUCCCUGAUACUCCUGUUCCCAUGGGCGUCUCUGACCGAGCCAGACUAACUCUUCCUCCUGGACUAGAGAUUCAGAAGUCCAGUAUUCCUGAUGCAGGUCUGGGGGUGUUUAAUAAGGGGGAGACUGUUCCAGUAGGUGCACAUUUCGGACCCUACCAGGGAGAGCUAGUAGACCGAGAGGAAGCCAAGAACAGCAGAUACUCCUGGGUGAUAUACUGGAGCAGGCAGUGUGAAGAAUACAUAGAUGCCACAAGAGAAACUGAGUCAAAUUGGAUGAGGUAUGUGAAUUGCGCUCGUAAUAAUAAAGAACAGAAUCUUGUGGCAUUUCAGUAUCGGGGUGGAAUUCUGUAUCGGUGCUGUCGACCCAUUAACCCAGGACAGGAGCUCUUAGUGUGGUAUGAAGAGGAGUACGCCAAAGAACUCAGUCCUGCCUUUGACUACCUGUGGAACAAAAAGUCCUCUACGAAUGAAUUAAACACCAGUCUGUUGCAAAGCUUUUCCUGCUCCACGUGUUUCCUUUCCUACGCAUCUCAAAUUUACCUUCACAAGCACAUCCAGAGAUGCCACUAUGAAGAGUACAUGCGACUGCAGGAAUCAGGAGAGAUUAUUAAUGAGCUCCAAAUCUCAUCUAAAGGCUGCAGUAGUCUACAAAUAUUGUCUGAUACUCUCAGUUCUGACACUUCUCCCAAUAACAUGCAGAAGGAAAUUCAUCGCUGUUUAGUGUGUGGAGAGAGUUUUAGUCAUGAGAACGCCUUCAGAACACAUCAGUGCAUCCACGGCGUAGAGAAGCCGCAUCAGUGCUCAGAGUGCGGGGAUAGAUUUACUCAUCAGAGAUAUCUCCACCGACACCAAUGGAUCCACAAAGGAGAGAAGCCAUAUCGCUGCUCAGAGUGUAAGAAAAGCUUUACUUCCCAGCUUCAUCUCCAGCUACACCAGCGCAUUCACACCGGCGAGAGGCCGUUUCAGUGCUCUCAGUGUGGAAGAGGUUUUACUCAAAAGAGUAUCCUUAAAAAGCACCAGCGCAUUCACAAUGGAGAGAAGCCGUUUCAGUGCUCGCAGUGUGGAGAAACAUUUGCUCUGAAGAGUCAUCUCCAAAAACACCAGCGCAGUCACGCAGGAGAGAAUGUCUAUCGGUGCACGGCUUGUGAGAAAUCUUUCACUUACCAGAGUGAUCUUCAACAACACCAGCGCAUUCACACCGGAGAAAAGCCGUAUCAGUGCUCGCAGUGCGGGAAGAGCUUUUCUCAGAGGGGUUACCUCAACUAUCACCUCCGCCUUCACGCAGGAGACAAACCACAUCAGUGCGCACAGUGCGGGAAACGUUUUAUUUACCAGAGUGCUCUGAAGGUACACCAGCGCAUUCAUGCAGGAGAGAGGCCGUACCAGUGCUUACAGUGUGGCAAGAGUUUUACUGUGCUGAGCGGUCUGCAGAUCCACCAGCGCAUUCACACCGGAGAGAGGCCGUAUCUCUGCGCACAGUGCGGAAAGAGUUUUUAUCACUCGAGUGCUUUAAAGGUCCACCAGCGCAUUCACACCGGAGAGAAGCCGUAUCACUGCUCGCAGUGUGGCAAGAGUUACACCGAGAAGCGGACUCUGGAAAAACACCAGCAGCGAUUUCACACCGCAGAGAAGCCGUAUCCCUGCUCAAAGUGUGAAAAGAAGUUUUCCAGCCUGUCUGGUUUGCGCACCCACCAGCGCAGUCACACGGACGCCACUCCGUAUCACUGCUCACAGUGCGGAAACGGUUUUACCGAGAAGCGUGCUCUCCAAAAACACCAGCUCCUUCACACAAGGGAGAAGCCGUAUCACUGCUCAGAAUGUGAAAAAAGGUUUUCCAGCCUGUCUAGUUUUCGCACACACCAGCGCCUUCACACAGAAGGCAAGCCGUAUCACUGCUCACAGAGUGAGAAGAGUUUUCACCACUCAACCGCUUUAAAGGUCCACCAGCACGUUCACACGGGAGAGAAGCCGCAUCAGUGCUCGCAGUGUGGAAAGGGUUUUACAGAGAAGCGUGCUCUUCAAAACCACCAGCGAGUUCACACAGGAGAGAAACCGUAUCCCUGCUCUGAUUGUGAAAAGAGGUUCAUCAGCCUGUCUAGUUUGAUUAACCACCAACACCUUCACACGGACGGCAAGCCAUAUCUCUGCUCAAAGUGUGGGAAGGGUUUUGCUCAGAAAAAAAGUCUCAUAAAACACGUGCGCUGUCACGGCAGAAAGAAGCCAAAACCACGCUCAUAGUGCGGUUUAUUUUAGUGAGUUAGCCAAUUAACUUUCAAAAUUUGCAUGUCAAAUAAAAUGGGUUAAUUAUGGGGCAGUUCCUGUGAGGUUGGAAUCUGUGGUGAAUGUCUCCGUCUGAUGUAGAGACCAUGUGAGGCUCGAGUCAGUGCAUCAAGAGCCACCACACACUGACGUCUUCAGGAGAAGAGCCACAACUGUUAAAGACUCCAUGUUGCAAAAGUCCAGUAUGAGUUUUCAGUCUGUGAUAAUUUGAGGUGAUUUUUCAUCUGCCGGCAUGGUCUACUGUGUUUUAUCAACUCUAAAGUCAAUGUAAAAUGUAGAAGUUUUUAGAGCACUUCAUGCUUUCUGUCUGCUGACAAGCCUUAUGGAGAUGCUUGUUCUAUGGAGGAACCUAAGGGGAAUCUUGGAAAAACACCUGACCCACAAAUAUAGAUCAAAGCAACCUGGUCUUUAGUAAUGCCACAGGCUGACCACCUCCAUGCCAUGCCACACCGAUGCAGUAAUUUAUGAUUAAGGAGUCCUGACCAGAAAUCGAGUGCCUAAAUAACCAUAAUUUGUCAUUUCUCGUGUAUGCUGUUAUUUUGGAAUCCAUAGAUCACAAUCAAUGUUACCCACAAAUCCCAUGUUUGGUCCAGUUUCAUGAAGAACCUGGAUGUUACAGUAAGCCUCAGACUGGUGUGAGGGGCAGUUGAAGCAGAUGACCAAAACUAGCAAGGCUGAAAACUCCUAAUCUCCAACCUGGGGUCCGUUCUUCGUACGACGCUAACUCGGUUAGAGCACGACUGACGUGGACUGAGUCACGUGGGAAAAGAAAAGUAUCUUGCAUGCAUAUAUAUGCAAGAUCAUCUCAUCUUAGAUAUGUCAACUCAUCUCGGAUGUAUCAAGCGACGUACAUUUACAUUUAGGCAUUUGGCAGACGCUCUUAUCCAGAGCGACUUACAAAAAGUACGAAGACCGUACCCCUGGUGACUGAGAUUGGUUGUCCCCCCAAGACUUUCAAAACAUGCCAUGUCUGUUCAGUAAAACACACAAAAAAAACUUAUGCAUGUUUACUUCAUUGUGGUGGGUUAAGGAAUAAAACAAUUUGUGUCUACUAUAAGUAUGUUCAAUGUGUCAAGUAUUAAAAAAAGGUGUUGAAUAUAAAACGUUUAGAAGAUUAAUGUGUUGUCAUUAAAAUGUGUGUGUGAUUUGUCAUGGCUGUAGAUGCAAAAAUAUGUUUAAACAUGCACAGCAUUUGCCCUCCCCCUGCAAAAUUUUGCCCAUUUUGUCACACUUAAAUUAUUCAGAUCAUGAAACAUUUUAAUAUUGCAAAAAGAUAGAGUAAAUACGAAAUGAUUAAUUUAUUUAUUAAGGGGGGAAAGCUAUCCAAACCAAUAGUUUGCAAUAACUGGCACGACAUUUAAUCCAUUUAGUGCAUUUUUCUUCAUGUUGUGAUUCAGGAUAAAACGUGCAGGGGUUCA
Molecule: messenger RNA, 5055 nt
Organism: Clarias gariepinus (North African catfish)
Lineage: Eukaryota; Metazoa; Chordata; Actinopteri; Siluriformes; Clariidae
Product: zinc finger protein 883-like
Exons: 9
Coding region: 608-3595 (995 amino acids)
Biological process (GO): regulation of transcription by RNA polymerase II
Cellular component (GO): nucleus
Molecular function (GO): RNA polymerase II cis-regulatory region sequence-specific DNA binding; DNA-binding transcription factor activity, RNA polymerase II-specific; histone methyltransferase activity
Source: RefSeq, a predicted model, not a curated record